This is a messenger RNA of Fusarium coffeatum, 1518 nucleotides long. RefSeq lists its product as uncharacterized. The transcript has a single exon. Bases 1 to 1518 code for a protein of 505 amino acids. The record is from RefSeq and is a predicted model, not a curated record. Lineage: Eukaryota; Fungi; Ascomycota; Sordariomycetes; Hypocreales; Nectriaceae.
AUGAUAUUUUACGACGGCCAAGAAGAGCUGGACAACGUUGUCUGGGACAAGAACGACGAGGAUUCUGAGGCAGCACAAAACCAACUACGUCUCAAGACUUUUUGUCACAAAGUGGAAGAAUUCGCUCAAGAGAAGUUUGGCAAGAAAGCAGAACUCAUCUCUCCAUUGAUCUUUGGCGGGUUCAAUGUUCUCUACCGCAUCAGAGUUGAGGGGCUGUCGCCUGAUGUCAUGUUGCGAGUUCCCUGCCCAAGUCUUGUUCCAUUCCCUGGCGAGAAGACUAUAUACGAGGCUGCCACAGCCUGCCUGGUUGCAGAAAGAACAGAAUUGCCAAUUCCUCGUCCCAUGAGCUUUGGAGACGAGUCGGAGUUGGGUCCGUUUAUAAUAAUACACCGUCACGAGAAUAAAGGGAGCAUAUCAGCUCGGCUAACGAGGCCGAGUGAAGACCCUUCAAGCCCUCAUGUUCUAGACCCGAACGCAUCUGACUCUAUGCUGUACUCCGUUUGGGGGAAGGUAGCACAUUGCUUGCUGCAACUAUCACAACUUACAUUCCCCAAAAUUGGUUCCUUAGUUCAGACCAAAGAAGCUACUUAUGAGGUGGCCGGUCGUCCGUUAAGUCACAACAUGGCAGACAUGGUUUGGUUGGCAAACAUUCCUCGAUGCAUAUUACCCCGCAAGGACAAGACGUAUGGAACUGCAGAUGAGUGGUACAUUGCCCUGGCAGAAAUGCAUAUCGCUCAACUUCUAUUCCAACACAACGAUCUCGUCACAUCUGAGGACGAUUGCCGCAAUAAGUAUGUCUCACGACAACUCUUUCGAAGACUGGCCAAAGAAGGUCGAUUGUCUACCUUUGGCUUCUCUGAGGACAAAUGGUCCCACCAGUCAUCCAAGAUCCCCCCAGAAACACUAUCGCCAGCUCCGUCUAGUUCAGACUCUUUUAGACUUUGGGGCGACGACUUUAGAGCAGGAAAUAUUCUUCUUACUAAAUCGGAUGAGAUCGCUGCUCUCAUCGAUUGGGAGUUUACAUAUGCUGCGCCUACGCAAUUCAUCCUUGAUCCGCCCUGGUGGCUGCUCCUCGAAACCGCAGAGAUGUGGCCACCCGGUCUUGAAGAUUGGAAGGCUACAUAUGAGCUUAGUCUACAGAUCUGGCUUUCUGCAAUGGAAGAAGCUGAAACCAACAUGCCAGAGUCCCAUAAAGCUUCUUUGCCGGCGCCACUGUCGAGAUAUAUGCGAGAGAGCUGGCAAACAGGGCGCUUCUUCUUGAGCUAUGCGGCUAGGAAGAGCUGGGCAUUUGAUGCUAUGUACUGGAACUUUCUCGAUGAGAGGUUCUUCGGGGAUCGGGAUGGAAGUGUCACGAAAGACGAUCUCUGGAAGACGCGUGUAAACUUGUUGUCUGAAGAAGAGAGAAAGACUAUGGAGACUUUUGUUAAGGAGAAGAUUGAGGAGGGUAAGCAAAGGAAAAUUAUGGAAUGGGAUGAAGAGGAUGCAAAGAAGAGGUUCUCUGAACUUCUCUUUAAUUAA